This is a messenger RNA of Aureobasidium melanogenum CBS 110374, 522 nucleotides long. RefSeq lists its product as uncharacterized. The record is from RefSeq and is a predicted model, not a curated record. The transcript is spliced from 2 exons. NCBI's taxonomy places the organism in Eukaryota, Fungi, Ascomycota, Dothideomycetes, Dothideales, Saccotheciaceae. The annotation marks the transcript as partial.
AGCGCGCCACCAUCACGACACAACAGCUUGCCUGGUGUGCAAGGCAUCUUCAUUUGUGACUGUUGUCCCAAGAAGCCAAAGAAGUUUACUAGUGAAGACGAUCUGAGAGCCCAUCACAUGGAGAAGCAAUACUCCUGCCUCUACUGUCCUAACCGCUUUAAGAACAAAAACGAAGCGGAGCGGCAUCAGAACUCGCUACAUCUACGGCGUCAUUCGUGGUCGUGUGCAGCUCUCAACACAAUCGAGACAGCUUUCCACACAUCACCUACCACAAAUGGAGCAACAGAUACCUGCGGCUACUGUGGCGAUGAAUUUCCCAAUCCACCAGACUGGAACCAGCGACGCGACCAUGUCCUUGGGACACACAAAUUCGGCGAGUGCAAUCAAGCAAAGAAGUUCUACCGUGCCGAUCACUUCCGCCAACACCUCAAACACAGCCACGCCGGCACGAGCGGGAAAUGGACAAACAUGCUCGAGACGACGUGCAUGCGGGAUGAACCACUACCACAACCAAUGUCUAUG